UAGUGUCACUACAAACUGAUGUCACGUGUUGGAACAGUAAAAGAGGCUAAUACUAUUUUAAUCUCUUCUAAGCAGUGCUUAAAAUUAGGUUGAAUAGAUGUCAUUACCAGUACUUGUAAGGCAGAAACAGGCUCCUAAAACUGCAAGCCUUGUUCAUUGUGGUGUACUGGCAGUCAAUUUCACAUGCAGCAUUAGGCUGUCUAAUAAAUUGUACAGGUUUGGUACUCAUCUUGGUCUGUCUCCUCCUGCCUAUUUACUUCAGUAUUUUUCACAUCCCUUGUCAAGUUCAGCUCUGUCUGUGCCUUGGGUUUCUUGGAUUGACACAUGCAAUGUUCCUUUUUUCUUCCCAGGCUACACAACCCUGUUUCCACUUCCUGUACUUUUCUGCCUUUUUACACAGUUUAAGCUGCAAGUCCUUGUUCAGCCAGGCUGGUUGUUCACUGACUGUGCUUGUUUUCUUCUGUUGGUGGGUGGGAGAGCUCUUGCCGUUCCAGAAGGGCGUUCUUAAAAAGCUGUUCUCUUCUGUGCUUUCAAGGGCAGUUUGCCAGGGGAUCUCACCCAGCAAUUCCUUGAGCAGCUGGAACUUGGCUCUUGUGAAAUUCAGUGUCCUUUGCUUUUUGCCAGUUUGCAUUCCUCCAGAUCACAAAACUUCAUCAGGGUGUCGUCACUGCAGCCCGGGCUGCCUCCAAUCUUAACCUCUCUAAUGCUUUCUUCUGCAUUGGUGAGCACCUCAGGUUGGUCCAUCUAAUACCUGGACCAGGAAGUUUCCCUCAGCAGAUUCCAGUAAUCUGGAUUGUCUGCCACCCAGUGUGCUGCUAUCCCAGCAGAUAACUGGGUGGUUGAAAUUCCCCAUCAGGACAAGAGCCUGUGAGCUGUGAUACUUCUGUAGUUGGAGCAAGGCCUUGUCAAGGGGUUGCUUCUGGUGAGGUGUUCUGUAGCAGACCUGAACUACUGGAUGCUCGAUGCUCUUUACUGCACCAAUGCCUUUGGUGAGGCAUUCCUCACAUUUGCUGGUGAUGAUCUGUGCUGUGAAAAGGAAAUGUCAUCUGUUCCUUAAGUUAAUGAUAUAAACACCUUCAAAAAAAAGUUUCCCAGUUACCCAUGGUUGGUUGUGCUGUUUGUCCAAAGUUUGCAGAGCUGUUGCAAAACAGCUAGAGAAAUCAGUAAUGGUUGGGUAUCUGCAACAUGUGAGAUGUUUGGAUUCCAUGCCCGUGUAAUUUCCUCACUGCUUAAUGUCCAAAAUACUUGAAGUCCCAAGUAUCUCAGAAGUCUACAGGUGCUUAUUGUGUUAGUGGAAGAGAGGCAAGGCAAAGAUAAGAAAUGUAAAAGCAUAAAAUGCCGUGCAUUUCUGUUCUUCUCUGCCCAGCCUGGAAAUGAGACAAGACUUGGUCAGUGUGACUAUUUCUAUCUAAGUUUCAACCUUAAACAGCUUGACUAAGAUGAGAUCUUCCAUGGAAAGAGAAUGUAGUUGAAUGUGUAGGAAUGAAUAUGUUGCUAUAGUAAUGACUAUGACAUCAAAACAGGCACCGUCUUGGCUCCUCAGUCACACACUUAAAUGUGUCCAUCAGCAUUUUCAACCAUGGGUAAUACAAACUGAUCAAAAGUUGGAGAUGAUACAAAUUCUGCAACAGAAGCUUCAGCAAGUUCAUCAUUUUGGACUAACUUCUACCUGUCAAGAAAAUGCCUGGCAAAUAAACCUCCACUGCAGUAUGGCUGGUCCAAGGAGGAGGAGGUGUAUCAGAGCAGCAUUCAGUGUCUUUAGCAGCAGCAUGAAGAUAAGACGGAGGCAUGCGUUCUUUCAUACCAAGUUCUUAGAUGUUUACUGCAGUUACCCAGAAGACAGCUCACACUACUCAAACUCCAGUAUGAAUGUCACUAGUGGUAAGCGUCGCAGAGGAGUUAAACUUGUAGCAGAGCAGGACGUGUCACAGGCAGUAGCUUUGGGAGAUGCCGUCCCUUCAGAAGAUCAACAGUUUUUUCUUACACUUGGAAAGGCAGUUCUGCCAGCUAGAGAGUCCCACAGCGAUAUCUAUAUGGCACCAGAAGAUGAUUUUAGAACACCAAUGGAAACAAUUGCUGAGGAGAAAUCUGCUUUAUCAACAUUCUUGGUGGAACUGUAUGAACCGUCUCAGAAAUCUGGAGCUAGGUCAGAGGCUGUAUGGCCCCAGAGGCCUGACUGCUCCUCACCCAUGGAUAUCGAGCCAUCUGAAUCUUUGCCAUUUCUGGAGAAAUCUAUUACAGCUGCUUUGCUACCAGAGUGGGACAGCAACACGCAUGAACAAAUAGCAAAUGUUUCCAGUUCUGCCAUGUACCAGUGAAAAAAAAAAAAGAAAAACUUCAUGUCACCUAAACGAGGCAUUGCUGUAUUAAUAACCUCUGUAGUACUUUGUCUGGUCUUUAAUGCACUGUUGAAGGUAUUUAUCCUAGCUUCCUUUGGGCAGUGUUGGAGGUUGUAUAGUAGAAUGUAGGCUUCAAAAUCACAACAUCCCAUUUUUAAUUUUUCUCCUAUAAGUUGGAUGAAUCUAUACACAGACCUUUGUCAGCUCUCAGCUGACGUGUUUUCCAAGAACCAGUCCAAAGAUACCAUGCUCCAUUCCUUAAGCAAAGAAGUUAUAAGGGACCACCAGCUUCAAGUACAGUGGGGCCAGUCCUCCUAAACGUCUGCUGUAGAGCACAGACAGUACCUUCUGUUCUCCUUGUGAGGAGAGUGCAAGUUAUACUUCUUGAUGGCACAACCAAGCAACGUUUCAGCAAUUCCAGGGCCAGAAUGUCAUGGAACAACUCUGGGAAACAAAACCAAAUGUUACAGUUGUUGCACAAGGCAAAUCCCUGACGGAGGGUCAUGCUAGUUCAGUGAAGACAUUCUUUGCAGAUACUGAUUUAGGCACUUAGCACUGUCAGCAUGUACUGUAACAGUAGUUACCAGGUGCAUCCUUGCAAUCUGAAAUUAGAUACAGAGCAGCAGAUGGUACAGACUGCAGCAUUCAUGGAAUGGCAUCAUGAGAACUGAGUUUUCUCCUUGCUCAGUUUUCAGUGGCCUCUUGUUGCUUCAUAUCUUCAUGCCACUUUUGCCUAUGCAGGACAGGUGGAUUUUGAGAUCCACAGAACUUUGAUAUGUUGAGAUAGGAGCAGGGUGCAUCUGUCCUGUGCUAUUGCCUGAACACUGAUGUCACCUUGAAGUCCUGUCACCUGCAGGAUCCCACAGACCUCUGUCAACAUGAGUAAUCCCUAAUUUUAAGAUGAAAACCCUUCAUAUUUAGGCUGUUGGUAACAGCAGCGGCCGUGAAUCUAGCCUGAAUACAAACAUUUCACCUGGAACUUUUCUAUCUCUGCAGAGCAUAUGUAUUAAGCUUAAUGUAAUGCCUAUAAUUUGUUGAAGGACUAUGUAUAUUCCUGAGGUAAACAGAUUUUGGAAAGUUUGCUAAAACUGGUCACCUAGUCAGAAAAAAAAAACCAAAAAACAACUACAUUGCAAGAACUCCUUUGUCCUCUCAAUUUACAAAGCCCCAUUCAGAUAUGAUGCCGUCCAGCAUUCAGUCUAACAGUGCAAUGACUAUAAUGUUGAACAGAAAAGGUGAAACUGCAGAAAAGUGGAAAAUUGAUCUUUUUUUUCUCUUCCAAUAAUUUCAACAUAUCCCUUGAUAUUCAGGCGUGAAAUCAAUUGGGAGAAACAAUUAAAACAAGCAGUAUGCAUUCCCAGCACAGGCAGGCAUGUAUUCAAGCAAAAAGAAUUCCAGUUUUGUUUUUGUUUUUAAAGCAUGUUGGUUAUAUGAAAAAGGGUUUUAAUAAGAGGAAUCUACAUAUUCAUCCUCUAAUUGUCUUUUUUGCCUUCCAAGCAUCCUAAAUACAAGAAGCUGAGGAAGUGACAGGGAGAACUGAGGCAGCCAAAAUACCAUCCUCUCUCUUCUGACAUCAAAGAGCGAAGGGGAUGCGGGCACUCUUGGAGCACUACAUCUUCGGAACAGCAUCUGCCUACUGAAGAAAUUUAUGGGCUACUAGAAAGCCAUAUUCCAAGUCAGGCAAAAUACUUCCACUCUGGUACUUGUGAACAAACUUGGAAGUAAAACAGCAAUAGCCCAGCCAGCCUUUAAAAAUUCCUUCUCCCAGUGGAGAGGAAUAGCGUGGCUUUCUGGCUUUAUGUCUUUGCUGUAUCUACUGUGGGGAUGUAUCAGUGCUGUCAAGCAGUGCUAAUUCAUUCCCUUUGUGAAAUCAUUUCUCCAAGAUAAUGAAUUAAGACAAAGAAAAGUCAUGAGCACAACCUCUCUUCUCAAACUCCUGGUUCAGGUCUCCAGCUCGCGCUGCCUCUGAAGGACAAGAGAAAACCAAGAAUCUUAAAAUCUUGUAGUUUGUAUACCACAAAGUACCAGCAGUGGAUGUGGUCCAUAAGGACUAGUAGAGUAGAUUGCUCCAAUUGCAAGUGAAAUAGAAGCACUUUCAACUACAGUGCAUUCCCAUUGUGCAUUUCUAAAAUGUUUUAUGGCUGGAGGACAUGAGUCUUACUGUCACAGUUUCACCUGUAACAAUUCUCCUGAGUCCUACCUGGUGGGGACUGACUGCUAACAGCUGUUGCUCAUAGAGCAUCAGCAGCUGAUUUGGGGCAGGCCUGUGUAGAAGAAGGGACUCUGAGCCAUGUGUGUGUGGAUGAAAGGUGAUGGCUAUAUGCACUCAUUGAAGUCAGCUGGUACUACAAGCACUGACAAAGCACCUCUCGGAGCCUGCUUCAGUGGUGUAGGAAUCUUUGCAAGCCUCUUCCUGAUAAAAGGACCUAACUGUUGGAUGGCCUAGGCAGAUGAGAUGUUUUCACGUAGAUAGAGAUGAACAGAGAGGCAGGUGUGAGCUGGGGCCUGGCAGCCUAGGCACAUCGAGCUGCAGCAGGAUGGCCUCGCUGGAGAGAAGGCAGCGGCCGAGGAGGCAGCGGCGAGGGGGGCGGUGCGCAGAGGGCCUGGGCGGAGAUGCUCUGAAAAUGAUGGAUUCUGUUAAAAGCUUGGACUGUAUAGAAAAGCUGGCACAUAAAUACAUGCAGAAGUGUGUGGUGGAGUCAAGCACGGAGUCAGAGUCUGAAUCCAGCGUGGAGGUCUUGCAUAACCCACUUGCUGAAGGACUCAGGAAGGCAAGAGACUCCAAGGGACUGCAAUUCUCAGAUCCUUAUGAUGGUGAUUCAGAAGACACAUCCACUCACUCUGAUUGUAGCUUGAGUUCUCUAAACAGUAUAGAAAUUGCACCGUGGAUGAGCAGUGGUCCAAAAGCAAUGGCUUUGGAGGAUGCUGAUGCUUCAGGGAAUGGAGAGUCCUUCCCUCAACCUCUGGCUUGGCUCUGCUCAGAAACUAAAAUCAGUGAUGUUCACAGCCAGAGAGUAAAUGAUGGUAAAUCUCCCCUUGAACUUUCUAGCCAGCAGAAGGAUUUCCCAAGAAGCCUGCUGCAAUCCUCUAAGCUGAGGAGAGACACAGAAGCACUUCCCUCCACAUGGCUGAUGCCUGACCCUUCCUUACUGAUGGGUGUUAAUCCUUCAGCCCCCGCUCAUCUCCUUGCAAGUGCAGGUGAUAGUUCUCCACAACCCCUGCAAGCAGAUGACUGUGAUGGUACCACUUCCAGACAACCACUUAUUAAAAGAAAAGGGAUCACCAUUUUAGAGAGCGCUGGUGAAAAACUACGAAGAAAGAAAAUCCGUGCCAUUUGAUUUAAGGUAUGAAUUAAGUAGUUGGAUGAAGUGUUUCAUUCUAGCAGUCAACCUGCUAGGUUUCUUUUGCAGACAGCACCUGAACAAGCUUCAGAUGAUGAUACAAACACAGCUGCACUGUGUGCUGCAGGCACUGAGAUCCAUCUUGAGAGGAUGGAACCAAUUAAGCAAGCUUGUGUGGCAAUUUAAAUGAGAAUUAGAUGAGCUUUUUCCAGACUCAGCUGUGAUUGAUGCCUGUGUGCUACUUCAGUGUCUGGGCACCAGAUUUCUGUGUGCUGUGUCUGGAAGCAUCCGUUCAGCUUUGCAAGUAUUACAAGGGUAUGUUGAGGAGGGAAGAAAGAACGACUGAAUUGCAAUUGAUUUGACAUAGCUAUUGCUCUUUGUUUUUCCCAUCUGCUGUAUGGCAGGAAGGAAGUAGCUGUAUGGUGAACGAGCCUCCAGGUUUGGCUACACACACUGUAUUGCACUGAGCUGAAUUGUGUGUAUCUGAAGGCAAUCUAGUUUUUUUCCUUUUAUCACAGCAAAGUUGAUUUGUGCUGUUAAUGUACUUGUCCCUACCUCUUUGCACAUUACUUUAGGUAUAUAUUGUAUAUAUUCUCACUAUGCCUGCCAGUUUAGAACUUACAGUGCAAAGCUGAACCCAUUAACUGGAACUAAUCUUCCUUUCUAAGAACCGUGACUUUAUAUUGCUGCAGAAGUGCUGGAUGCAGAUAGGAGGUCAGCCAGCAACAGUUCUCUGAUCUCUCUCCUUGAUGAUAACCUUUCUGUAUCUUCCUUUCCACAUAAAUAGACUAUAUCCACAGAAGUAUAAUUGUCUGAAAUACGUUGGUACCAACUAGCUGUGAAAGCAUUCAUUCUGUAUGACUGGCACAGAAUAACAUACAGACUUUCUUAAAAAUACUAAUAAAGAGGGAAAACCCCUUGCAAGCUAGAAGCUUAGUAGUAUUUUACCAUUCCACUACCCGAAACAACUACUUUGCACAUGCAUCUCUGAUCACUUCUUGACCUAAAGAAAAAUGAAAUGGGAGCCUUCAGCCACCAUAAAAGCAGCUUAAGAGGAAUGCCUCUUUUUUUUUUUUUUCUGCUAGCCUCCCUGACAGGAAUGUUUUUAUUAAGACAGCACAGCUUCUGAAUGCAUCCCAGUAGCGCUGUAAAACCAGAGCCAAUUUAAAAGUAAUUCACUUGUUAUCAGGCUUCGUAACAGAUGACAUCAGGCCUUGUGUCUUAGUGCAUCAGAGACUUGUCUUUCAGUGGUCUUGUUUCUAUGCUUUAGUUACAGAAUUAGCUGAGGGAACCCUAUGAAGAUCAGCAGUAUACCUGAAUACCAGGUUAUUAAUUGUUAUUCUCUGGAAAGACUGUAGAUACAAUUUUUCAGAUGAAAGUCACCAUAAUAAUUCCAGGCAGUCAGAAAUCUUGCUAUAAGUUUUAUUUCCUGUAAUAUUACCAGCAAAUCUGUUCGUCAGUAACCAUCUAAAAAUCUCAUUCGGUAUUCCUUCAAACAAAUCUAGUCCAGCAGCUUUCAAAUUACUGCUCCCCCCUUCUUCCAAUUCAACUUCACACAAAACCACCUGACAACCUAACCACAUCAACUACAACAUCUAGGUGAGG
Molecule: messenger RNA, 7285 nt
Organism: Phasianus colchicus (ring-necked pheasant)
Lineage: Eukaryota; Metazoa; Chordata; Aves; Galliformes; Phasianidae
Source: RefSeq, a predicted model, not a curated record